Molecule: messenger RNA, 996 nt
Organism: Arachis ipaensis
Lineage: Eukaryota; Viridiplantae; Streptophyta; Magnoliopsida; Fabales; Fabaceae
Source: RefSeq, a predicted model, not a curated record
AUGCCUACCUAUGCUAAGUUCAUUAAGGACAUAUUGAGUAACAAAAGGGACUGGAGAGAGGCAGAAAUAGUUAUAAUUACCAAGGAAUGCAGUGCAGUCAUUCAGAGAAAUCUACCGGAGAAACUGCAAGAUCCUGGGAGCUUUAUAAUCUCCUGCACCAUUAGAAAUACCUGUAUAAAGAAGGCUUUAUGUGAUCUUGGAGCUAGCAUCAACCUAAUGCCACUGUCACUGAUGAGGAAACUCCAAAUUGAAGAAAUAGAGCAUAUCCGCAUCUGUCUUCAACUUGCUGACCCCUCAGUUAAAUUCCCAUUGGGAGUAGUGGAAGACCUGCUUGUGCAAGUGGGACCAUUUACCUUUCCUGGAGACUUUAUGAUACUGGAUAUGGAAGAGGAAAAGAAUGCAUCCAUCAUUUUAGGAAGGCCUUUUUUAGCCACAGGAAGAACUAUCAUAGACGUCCAAAAGGGAGAAGUGACACUUAGAGUCAAUGAAGAUGAGGUUGUACUGAAUGCAGUCGAGGCUAUGCAAUACCCAAAUCCCUCUGAGGAAUGCAUGAGGAUAGACGCCAUAGAGCCCUUGGUCAAAGAAGUGUUUGAAGCUGAAAAACUUGAAGAGGAACUGGACACUCUUCUUCAAGACACUCUGCCUGAACUGGAUGAGCCAGCACCUCAGAAGGAGGCACUAAACACGCCUAGUGUAGAGGAAGGGCCUCCUAAACUCGAGCUAAAGCCUUUACCCCGAUCCUUAAAGAAUUCGACAUUGAAAUCAGGGACAGAAAGGGGGUCAGAAAAUCAGGUAGCUGAUCAUUUGUCCAGGAUUGAGCCUGAGGAAGGAACGCCACCACCUACUACUGCUGUGAAUGAGACAUUCCCAGAUGAGUACCUCCUUGUGAUUCACAAGGCAUCGUGGUUUGCAGACAUUGCAAACUAUAAGGCCAUGCGGUUCAUUCCCAAAGAGCACACAAAACAACAAGUCGAAAAACUUUUGUAUGAUGCUUAG